CACUGACCCCCGCCCUCUUCUCCUUCCUCCUUCUUCCUCCUCCUCCUCCAGUGUUUUCCUUUGACACACACAAGCUCUCUCCCUCUCCCUCCUUUUGCAGUCGCAGUCACAGCAGACGCGGGAGGAAAAUGUCGUCGGGUGUGGUCGCAGCAGGUGCUUCUUCUUCUUGCGGCGCCGCCGCCAUCGCUCGCAACAUCACUCCCCACUCCUCUCCCAAUCGUUACCAGAAGACUGCUUUUCAAGGCCUCAGUCUGCAUGAAGCCAAGAAGGGUGGUUCAUCGGCUCUCUUCGCUGUCGCGAAUAAUAAUCGCAGCUCCACUGCCAAUGUAGUGAGCAGGAAAGGGCUUGAGAUCAGCGCGAGAACCGCGGGAGCUUCCAAGACCAUCGAGGCUGAGGUGGACAAGCCUCUCGGCCUCACUCUCGGUCAAAAGUCUGGUGGUGGUGUUGUCAUCACUGCAGUGGAUCGGGGAGGGAAUGCGGCAAAAGCAGGGCUUAAAGCUGGAGACCAGGUGCUGUACACCAGCAGCUUCUUUGGUGAUGAGCUUUGGCCUGCUGAUAAGCUUGGAUUCACGAAAACCGCCAUCCAAGCAAAGCCUGAUUCCAUUUACUUUGUUGUUAGCAGAGGUGCAGAAGUAGAUGUUAAGCGGUUACCAAAGCGCCCUGCUCCUCCCCGAUUUGGGAGGAAGUUGACUGAGGCUCAAAAGGCUAGAGCCACUCACAUCUGCCUAGAUUGUGGAUACAUAUACGCCUUGCAGAAGCCGUUUGAUGAGCAGCCGGACUCAUACGGAUGCCCUCAGUGUCAAGCACCGAAGAAAAGGUUUGCCAGGUACGACGUGAACACUGGGAAAGCAAUUGGUGGCGGGUUGCCUCCAAUUGGGGUUAUCAUAGGUCUGGUGGGUGGUGUUGGUGCAGUUGGAGCUUUGCUUCUUUAUGGUCUUCAGUAAAUGGCCAUUAGCAUUGGUUACCAAAUCGAAAGCACAUUCAAUUUGUGUUAAAUAUUUUUAGAGAUUUUGUUCCCCCUUCAAGAGCUUAUCUGAGGGGGGACAUACAAGGGCAACUGUAAACCAAUGUCCAUUCGAAAGCAGUUUUCUGAUGAAGCAGUUUCAUGUCCAGGCUGAUCAAGAAGAGUAGCUUCCUGUGUACCCAGAAGUUCCGGUCAAAUCCAGCUGCCUGAAGGCAAACCAAAUGCUUUCUUUUUUU
Molecule: messenger RNA, 1200 nt
Organism: Rhodamnia argentea
Lineage: Eukaryota; Viridiplantae; Streptophyta; Magnoliopsida; Myrtales; Myrtaceae
Exons: 6
Coding region: 129-944 (271 amino acids)
Molecular function (GO): iron ion binding; protein binding
Source: RefSeq, a predicted model, not a curated record